AUGAUUGUUUUGAGUAAUGUGGUUAUACCGACGGAUAAUGUUCGUUUAACUGAAAGUCAAGUGUCUGUAUAUUUUGAUGAUCAUUGUGCUGGGGAAGGCGAACUUAUAAUUUCUGAAGGUUCGGUGACAUGGGUCUCCUCAGAUACUCGACAAGGUUUUAGUUUGACGUACCCGUCAAUAGUGCUCCAUGCUAUAUCCCGUGACUCUGCUUUAUUUCCAGAAGAAUGUCUUUAUGUCUUAACUAAUGUUGGCGAAUCAGAGGUGCGAAACAAUCAUGAAACUGGCAAUUUGGAGCAAGGUGAUACAAAUAACAGGACAGAAGUAGAAGAUCGUCGAACGGAAGGUCAUUGUAAUGGAGUUGAACAUGAUGAUGAUGAUGAGGUCGAAGAGGAUAGUAAUGAAGAGAAGCAUUUAGCAAUACGAUUUGUUCCUCGCAACAAAACCCUGCUGCAAAAUAUAUACCAGCAGAUGUGUGAAUGCCAAGAAUUGAAUCCUGAUGAAGCUGAUGAUUUUUCUGAUGACUUUUCUGCGGAUGGCAGUGAUGUUAUAGAUGAGCUAGGAGAGAACGAUGAAAACAUAUGGACUAGAGGAAAUGGUAGAGGGAAUGUUCAUCAUGUCGAGAGCGCAAACCGUUUUUCAGCUAGUGGUGAUCGGAGAGUUGAUUCCGACAAUGAAGAAAUGGAAUUAGGCUAA
Messenger RNA from Thelazia callipaeda (thelaziosis nematode), 693 nucleotides. The record is from the annotation of a GenBank genome assembly. NCBI's taxonomy places the organism in Eukaryota, Metazoa, Nematoda, Chromadorea, Rhabditida, Thelaziidae.